GUCAUUACAUGAUAAUACAAAUGAAUGGCGUGGUCGUAUUAUAACACAUGAUACCUAUUCAUCACCACAUCAAUAUUCACGUUAUCAUCGAUUUGAAAAUAAUGAUUUAGAAAAUGAAAUCGAAUUCAUUGGUUCAUCAUCAUCAUCAUCUGAAUCAAAUCGACGAUCACCCGGUAAUACAACAACAAAAAAAGAACAUGUUCAAGGAUUAUAUCCAAACAUUAUAAAUUUAGCUGUUGAUGCUAUUAUUUCGGUGAAUGCAACUUGUGGUGAAACUGGUCCAGAAUAUUAUUGUCUUUUAGUUUCACAUAACAUAAAUAGUACCGAUUGUAAUGUUUGUGAUGCAUCAAAUCCAGAUUAUUCAAAACGACAUCCGAUUAAAAAUGCAAUCGAUGGUACGGAAAAUUGGUGGCAAAGUCCAAGUUUAAAAAAUGGAAAACGUUAUGAAUGGAUUACCAUAAACAUUAAUUUAAGACAAGUUUAUGAAAUUGCCUAUGUAAUCAUAAAAUCGGCUAUUUCUCCAUUACCAUCAAAUUGGAUUUUAGAACGAUCAAUCGAUGGAAUUAAUUAUUAUCCAUGGCAAUAUUUUGCACAAACUGAUACUGAAUGUUGGGAACGAUAUCGUGUUCGACCAUCGAUUGGAAAAUUACGUUAUCGUACGGAUGAUGAAGUUAUUUGUACAUCAAUGUAUUCGAAAAAUAAUGUCAUCGCACAUGAAGAGAUUGAUAUUUCAUUGAUUAAUGGAAGACCUGGAGUUGAAACACCGGAUGGAAUCAGUCCAACAUUAAGAGAAUUUAUCAAAGCACAACAUAUUCGUAUUCGAAUGCAAAAAAUUCGUACAUUGAAAGGAAAUUAUUUCUAUGAUCCUAAUGAUAUUGAUAAAAGUGAUAGCACAUUAACUAAUCGACUUUUCUAUUCGAUCAAAGACAUAUCGAUUGGUGGUAUGUGUAGUUGUAAUGGACAUGCUAAAGAAUGUCAAGCACCUGAUAUACCAAAUGCAGUAGCCAUACCAAAUAGAGGAUUAACAAUACAUCCAUUACCUAAAUGUAAUUGUCAACAUAAUACAUGUGGCCGAUCAUGUGAAACAUGUUGUCCAAUGUUUAAUCAGAAAAAAUGGCGUCCAGGCACGAAACGUGAUGGUUUUCCUUGUGAAGAAUGUCAAUGCCAUGGACAUGCUGAUGAAUGUUAUUAUGAUCAAACUGUUGCUGAUAAAAAAUUAAGUAUCAACAAAGAAGGUAACUAUGAAGGUGGAGGUGUUUGUGUUCGUUGUAAACAUCAUACGACCGGUAUUAAUUGUGAACAAUGUGAAGAUGGAUAUUAUCGACCCGAAGAUAUUGAAAUCGAAAAUGAACGACCAUGUCAACGAUGUCAAUGUAAUGGACCGGGAAUGAACAAACUUUGUGUUAAAGAUGAUAGUCAUCAGAUUGAAGGUCGACAUCCGGGCGAUUGUCUUUGCCGCGAAGGUUUCGAAGGUCCACGUUGCGAUCGUUGUGCACAAGGUUAUCGAAAUUAUCCUCGAUGUGAACAAUGUACUUGUGUCAAUGCUGGUAUUAUAAACUCUAAAGUUUGUGAUGGAAAUUGUAUAUGCAAACCGAAUGUUAUUGGCCACAGAUGUAACAAAUGUAAAGAAGGAUAUUAUAAUCUGGCUGCUGAUAAUCCUGAUGGUUGUUCGCAAUGUUAUUGUUUUGGAGCAACGAACGUAUGUAAACCAAGUGAUUGGGGUAUCGAAGUGAUUAAAAGUACAGAACGAUGGCGUGUUACCGAUGUUCCCGGGUCGUUUAAAUUGGAACCUGUUGUUGAAGAUGGCCAUUAUGAAAUUGCUGAUGAUUAUAUUCCUGAUCGAGCACAAAAUCUUUAUUUUUGGGAAGCACCAUCCGAAUAUCUUGGUCAAAAUCUAUACACAUAUGGUAAUGCAUUGAAAUACAUUGUCAGAUAUGUAAUUGUACGUGGUGAUACUUCGGGUGUUUAUACCGACGAACCUGAUGUUAUUCUUGAAGGUGGACCAGAUAGUUCUCGUUAUGGUUUUCGUUGGCAAAAACGACCAGAAGAUUCAGAUGAAGAUGAAUUCAAUUCAACUAUUAUAUUACCAUUACGUGAACAGAAUUGGUUUCGUGUUGAUGAUAAUGGGCGAGAAAUACCAGAUUCACAACCAUCACGUCAAGAUUUUGCACUUCUUUUGAAUGAUUUGAAACGUUUAUUAAUACGAGCUAAAUAUCAUACUGAUCAAGUAUCUGGUGGACUUUAUCAAACUGAUCUGGAAAAAGCAUCCAAUUCAUCGGCCAGUAUUAAGAAAGCUGUUGGUACGGAACAAUGUGAUUGUCCACCAGGAUAUGCUGGUCUUUCAUGUGAAUAUUGUGAACCUGGAUAUCGACGUGUUAACAAUGUAUUAGUGAAUGGAGUAUGCGAAAAAUGUAACUGUAACAAUCAUGCUGAAUCAUGUGAUCCAUAUACAGGUGUAUGUUCAGAAUGUCUUCAUAAUACGACCGGACCAACUUGUGGUGAAUGUAAACCAGGAUUUUAUGGUGAUGCUACUCGCGGUCGUGAAGAUGAUUGCAAACCAUGUGCUUGUCCAUUAUUAAUUCCAUCGAAUAAUUUUUCACCAACAUGUCGACUAGAAUCAUCAGCCAAAUAUGGUUAUAUUUGUUUAGAAUGUCCAGAAGGUUAUACUGGUGAAAGAUGUGAAAUUUGUGCAAAUGGUUAUUUUGGUAAUCCAUUGAUUCCGGGUGGAUUCUGUGCUCCAUGUGAUUGUGGUCCAAAUGCUAAUACUACUGUUGAAGGAUAUUGUGAUCGUUUAACUGGUCAAUGUAAAUAUUGUUUGGAAAAUUUUGGCGGUUGGAAAUGUGAUGAAUGUUUACCUGAUCAUUGGGGUAAUGCUGCUAUCGGUGAUUGUAAAGCAUGUAAUUGUGACAUACAAGGAUCUGUUAGUACACAAUGUAAUCCUACAACUGGACAAUGUGAAUGUAAACCUAAUUAUACUGGAGUUCGUUGUGAUCAUUGUGCACCUGGUUAUGGUAACAUUGAAUUAGGAUGUAUUUCAUGUAAUUGUAAUAUGACCGGAUCGAUGGAUCAAUUUUGUGAUGAAGUAACUGGACAAUGUCAUUGUAAACAAGGUGUAUUUGGACAACAUUGUGACAAAUGUUUGGAAGGUCAUUUUGGUUUUUCCAAUAAUGGCUGUGAAUGGUGUAAUUGUAAUAAACUUGGAUCAGAAGGACCAGAUUGUGAUGAAUUUACAGGCCAAUGUAUUUGUAAACCAUUUGUCAUUGGACGAGAUUGUAGCCGUUGUGAACCUGGAUUUUGGAAUUUAGUAUCAAAUAAAGGAUGUGAACCAUGCAAUUGUAACAUAACCGGUUCAUAUAGCAAUGUUUGUAAUGAAAUGACUGGUCAAUGUGAAUGUAAACCUGGUGUUGGUGGUCUACAUUGUGAUCAAUGUUUACCUGGUUAUUAUGGAUUUGGACCUAAUGGUUGUGCAGCUUGUGAACCAUGUACAGCACCUGGUCAUAUUUGUGAUUCUAAAACUGGAAAAUGUGUUUGUCCACCAAAUACUGCCGGUCCAACUUGUAAUGAUUGUGCUCCAGGAACUUGGGGUUUUGAUGUUCUUGCCGGUUGUCAAACUUGUGAUUGUAAUCUUCAAGGAUCAGUAAAUAAUGAAUGUAAUCACAAAACCGGUGAAUGUGUAUGUUUGGAUGGUUUUGAAGGAAUGCAUUGUGAAAAAUGUAAAUUUGGCUAUUAUCGUUUUCCGAAUUGUCGCCGUUGUGAUUGUCAUGAACCAGGAACAGAUCCAUCAUCUUGUCGUGAAGAUGGAUUAUGUCAAUGUGAUGAAAGUGGACAAUGUCCUUGUAAACAAAAUGUAGCAGGCAGAAGAUGUGAUGUAUGUAAGGAAGGUACAUUUGGUUUGGCUGCUGAUAAUCCAUUAGGAUGUUUUCAAUGUUUUUGUUUUGGAAAAUCUGGCCAAUGUGAUCAAUCCAGAAUGGUUUGGACUGAACAUAAUUAUCCACAACGUGAAGCAUAUUUUGUUAUUGGUUCGACAGAAAUUCGUUCAGUACUUGGUUUUAAAGUUAUACCACCAGAUACAUCAUCGGUUGGUGUGAAAAAUUUUGGCGAACUACAACAAUCAUUUUAUUGGUCAAUGCCAACGGAAAUGUUAAAUGAUCAAGUGGCUACCUAUAAUGGUCUUAUACGAUUCCGAACCUAUGGUAGAGGUGGUGGAAAAUUGAAUGAAGUUUUACGAAAACGUUUUCCAUUAGUAGUAUUGCAAGGUAAUCAUCGAAUCAUUCUUUAUCAUUAUGGACCUGAACAAUUAUCACCAACUGGUUUAUAUCGUGUUCGAUUACAUGAAACUGAAUGGACAUUGGCCGAUAAUCCGGAAUAUCCUGUUACACGUGAUGUUCUUAUGGUUGCUUUGCAAAAAGUUCAACAUAUUUUAAUUCGUGCCAGUGAUUUGAUCGAAGCAAAUUUUGUACGUAUUAGUGAUGUUUCGGUUGAUGUUGCUACACUUGGAGGAUUUUCUUCAAAAUUAGCUGCAGGUAUUGAACAAUGUCAAUGUCCACCGCAAUAUGCUGAAGCAUCUUGUCAAGAUCCAAAUAUUGGCUAUUGUCGUAAACGUAAACAAAAUUAUCUGGAUUCGAAAGAUAUUCUUGAUUUGGUUGGUUGGGCUGAACCAUGUAAUUGUCAUAAUUAUAGUAGAAUUUGUGAUAAAGAAACUUGUGAAUGUUUAAAUUGUGAAGCAUUUACAGGUGGACCUUAUUGUAAUCAAUGUAUUCGUGGUUAUUAUGGUGAUCCAACACGAGCUAUUCCAUGUCGUAAAUGUGCCUGUCCAACAUUAGUUAAUUCUUUCAGUGAAACUUGUGAAUUAUUACCGGGUUCGAAUUCUGAAUAUGUUUGUACUGAUUGUCAAGUUGGCUAUACUGGAAGACAUUGUGAACAAUGUGCUGAUGGUUAUUGGGGUGAUCCAAUGGCACCGGAUGGUAAAUGUGUACCAUGUAAUUGUUCACCAAUCGGAUCAUUAAGUAACAUUUGCGAUAAACGAACUGGACAAUGUCCUUGUAAAGAAGGCAUAACCGGACAUGAUUGUGGUAAUUGUCCACCAAGACAUGUUGUUACUGAUACUGGAUGUCUUAAUUGUGAUGAUGAUUGUACAGGAACAUUAUUGGAUGAUAUCGAAUUUUUGCAAUCAAUCCUGCAGGAAGCUAAUCUGACAGAUGUUGAAAAUCUACCUUGGACUCGUUUGAUGUAUUUGACUAAAAAAUUUAACAUUACAAAUUCUCGAAUGAAUCAAUUCAAAGAACGAGUAAUGAAUGGUAAAAAAAUGGUUCGAGAUUUUACUGUUGAUUUUGAUCUAGAAACUUUAGCCAAUUUGCUCAACCUGGAAGCAAAAGAUCUUUCACGUAAAGCUCCUUAUGAAGCUGAAAAGGCACGAGAUACUGUAAACAGAGCACAAGAUAUGAAAGAUAGAAUUAGUGAUCUUUGGGAAAAGAUACAAAAUAUUAUCAAUCAAUUGAAACAUCAUUUGGUAGAUUCUACUGAUCCAUAUGGAACGGCAGCUGAUCGAAUGUAUGAAGAAGCUGUAAGAAUUUUACAAGAAUUACGUAUGACAGAUUUUUCACCAGAUAAUCGAAAAGGUGAUAUUGAAUUAAAAAAAGCUCAAUAUUUACUUGAACGUGUACUAUUGUUGUUGACUGAACGUGGUGAUACACGACCAAUGCAAGAUCGUAUUAGUAAAUUAUUACGAUUACUUAAUGAAAUUUAUGAAAUGAUCAAUCGAAAAGUUUAUCCCGAAACAAGAGAAGCACAACGUAUUGUUAAUUCAAUACGGCCUUUGUUACAGGCUAUUUUCGAUGCUCGAGAUAAUGCCGUACAGAAUGGUGAAGCUGCACAUAUUGCAUUGAAUGAAGCUAGAGAAUUAUUAGAUCUAAUACAUCGUGAAUUGUUUGAUACAAAAAUCAAAUUCAAUGAUUUAGCCGAUCUGAUUGGACAAAUGAAUGAAUUAACUGAUGAAAUUGAAAAACGAAGAAGUAUUCUGGCUAGAUUGAAUCCAGAAUAUGAAGAAAAAUAUGUAAAACCAUGUGAAGAUCAUGCAGCUGAAUUGAUGCGUCGUGUAAAUGAAUUAGGUCGAUUGUUUAAUCAGACUAGAAAUGUUGCUGGAUCACCGUUACAAGCUGCGAAUGUUUAUGAAAAUAUUGUUAAAGCUUUGACUGAAGCUGAAGAAGCCGUAGCUAAUGCUAGAGCAGCGGCUGAAAAAGCUUUUUAUGAAGCCAAUCCAGAUGAUGAUGAUUCUUUAUUACAAAAAGCUAUUGAAGCACGAAAACGAAGUGAAGAAUUGCUUAAAGAAGCUGAUGAUCUUAAUAAACGUCUUCGUGAUUUGCAAUAUGAAAUUGCACAAAAACAACGAAUGUUGGUUGAAAUCGAAGCCAUGAUUGAUGCUGCCAGACAGGAUUUAGAUUGGAUUAAUAAAAGUCUUGAUCAAUUACCACGUGGACUUGGUAAUGAAGUUCGAUUAAUUAAUGAUCGUCUACAAUCAUUAUUGGAUAAUUUGGCCAAUAGUCAUAAACGAUUAGAUGAAAUGAUGAUACGAAUCUUUACACUUGAACAAGAUUUAGAAAAAUUAAGUUCAGGACCAAAAGCAGAUUUGGAUGAUAUAAAACGUGAUAUUACUCAAUCAUUGAAUCUAUUGAAACGUUUGAAAGAAGAAAUUGUUAAAAUUGAAUCCAAAGGACCUGGUCUUCAACGACAUCAACAACAAUUUGAUUUGAAUUUGGAUGAAUUAAAAGCUAAGAUAAAAUUAGCUAGACAAAAAGCUGCCAGUAUACGUGUAUCAUUGGGUGCCGAUCGUGAAGGUGUCUGUAUUCGUACAUAUGAACCGGAUAUUGAACCAUCAUUUACAAAUAAUAUUGUCAUGUAUUAUGCUAUUAAACAUGAACAUAUACGUGAUAGUUUACUUUUGUAUCUUGGUGCACGUGAAAGUCAAGGAUAUAAUAAUGAUUUUAUGUCAAUAGAAAUGGUUAAUCGACAGAUACGAUUUAUAUGGAGUACUGGAAACAAUGAACGAAUGAUAACACAUCCAUUGAAUAUACUUACUAAUGAUGCAUCGUUAAGUAAAGAUUCACAUUGGUAUAAGAUAGAAGUAAAAAGAUAUGGAUCUACUGCAAAUCUUUCUGUUCUUUCUGUACCGGGUGCAAGAUUCCAGGAUCCAUUGGAAAUGAGUGUUUCAUCAAAUUCAGAAUCGAAACAAAUGAAUCUAGAUCGAAAUUCAUAUUUUUACAUUGGUGGUUUACCAACGGAAAUUCCACAGAUUCCAAGACAAUUACAAUCACGAUCAUUUGGUGGAUGUCUGUUCGAAGUAUAUCUUGAUGGUAAACGUGUUGGUUUAUGGAAUUUUACCAGUAAUAUUGGUUGUGAUGGCUGUAUGGAAGGUGCAACCGAACCGAUUGAUCCAAACAUGUAUACCUUUUUCGAUGAAUUUGCUUAUGGCAAGACUAGACAAAUAUCUAAUUAUAAUAGAGAUCGAUAUCUUGUUUCAAUGCAUUUCCGUACAUUUGAUGAAAAUGCUUUGCUAUUUUUUACAUCUAAUCCUCGAACUCGUGAUUAUGUUGCAAUCUAUUUGAAAGAUGGACAUGUUCAUUAUGAAUGUCAUUUUGGUUCUGGUAUUGGACGACCAGGUUUAUUACAAUCAAUUGUGACUGAUGAAAAACUUAAUACUGGAAAAUGGGUUAAUCUAAGAGCCGAACGAGAAAGAGAUGAAGCUGUAUUGGAAUUUGUAAUGGAUUCUCAAAAGAAAAAUUAUGAAAAAACAUUACAAUCAAGUGGAAGAUCAACUGAUUUAGAUCUAGCUGGAUCAGAUGUUUAUUUUGGUGGUGUUACGCCAAAUUUUACAUUGAUAAGCGAUUUAGAAUAUCCAAAUGUUGUAUUCCGAUCAUUUGUUGGCUGUAUGAAUUCACCACAAAUCGAAGCCGUGCCUAUCAAUUUCCAACGUAUACAAUCAUUCGGUAUUGAACCUGGUUGUAUGGAAAAACCGAUUCGAAUGGCAAGUUUCUUCGGUGAAGGAUAUCUUGAAUUGGAUGGUCAACCAUUAACCGAUCAUGCGGAAUUUAGUUUUACAUUCAAAACACCUAGACCGCAUGGUGUUCUAUUAUUAUCAACAUUCGAAGGAUUACCACGAAGUUAUGAAAGAAAAGAUGAUCAUUAUUACUUUUUCUACAUUUAUAAUGGAACUCUUGAAGUACGAUUAAAUGGUGGUGGUGGUGUAAGCAGUUACCGAUUUGAUAAUAUGAAUGUUUCCGAUGGUAAAUAUCAUACGGUCACUUGUAUUAAAGAUAUGAGAAGAUUCCGUAUUCUGAUUGAUGAUGAACAUGAAAGCACACAGUUACGUUUAGCUAAAUCACGAGUGAUUGAAGCACCAAAGAAAGGUGGUCUUUUUAUUGGUGGUACUCCACCUGGAUUCACUGUCAUCAAUAAAGGUUAUUCAUCCAAUUUUUACGGUGUUAUACGAGAUAUUGUGUUCAAUUCGAAAUUGAUCUCGUUCAAUAAUCCUGCCAGUUUUAGAGGUGUUGGUAUUGGUCAUGAAGGUAGUUUUGAAAUUAUACAUCCAACACCUUUGGAAUCAUACAACGAUGACCUGCAACAAUCUACCUGGCGAACUUCUAACCGUAUUCGAGCUCCAAUGUUUUAAAACGAAAAUGAAAGAUUUUCUGAAAAAAAAUCGAGCA
This is a messenger RNA of Dermatophagoides pteronyssinus (European house dust mite), 8702 nucleotides long. RefSeq names its product wing blister (gene wb). Gene Ontology annotation, biological process: animal organ morphogenesis; tissue development; axon guidance. NCBI's taxonomy places the organism in Eukaryota, Metazoa, Arthropoda, Arachnida, Sarcoptiformes, Pyroglyphidae. Gene Ontology annotation, cellular component: basement membrane. Gene Ontology annotation, molecular function: extracellular matrix structural constituent; signaling receptor binding. The record is from RefSeq and is a predicted model, not a curated record.